CCCUGAUUCCCAAAUUAAAAGGAAAGUUGGACAUUCUCUCUCUCUCUUCUCAACCGCGAAACCCUAAAACUUUCAUCUUUUCACCAGCAGGAGGAGGAGGUGGAGGAGAGAGUCAUUUAUAAUCAGUAUCACCGCCCAGGUAUCUCUCGAUCGCCCAUGUCGAAAAGAAUCCUUUGUAAAUUCUUUGCUCACGGCGCAUGCUUGAAAGGGGACCACUGUGAAUUUUCACAUGACUGGAAGGAUCCUACAAAUAAUAUUUGCACCUUCUACCAGCGAGGAAUCUGCUCUUAUGGAAGUCGAUGCAGGCACGGACAUGUCAAAGCUUCUCGGCCUCAUCCAUCUGCUUCCUCGUCCUCUCGGUCAUCUCCUGCUUCAGCUUCCAACCCUCUUACCUGUGCUUUUCUUCCUGGUGUCUCGGAUAGAGAUCUGAUCCCAGUUCCCUCAUCAUCUUUAAAACCUACUUGGAAUUUGGAUUCCCUUCACCAGGAUCCCUUAGACGAGGUCAACAACACCUUCAACCCUGGUACAGCCAAACCAGAAGAACAACCCAUUUGUUCAUACGCUGCAGCUGGUGAUUGCCCUCGUGGGGAUGAAUGCCCUCACAUCCAUGGAAAUAUUUGCCUUACUUGUGGGAAAUGUUGCUUGCAUCCUUUCAGACUCGAUGAGCGAGAGGAGCACAAGAAAGUAUGUGAAAAAAAGCAUAAGCAGCUGGAAGCAUUAAAACUUAGCCAGGAGAUCGAGUGUUGUGUCUGUUUGGAACGUGUUUUGUCUAAGCCGACCCCAGCUGAACGGAAGUUCGGGUUACUCACUGAAUGUGAUCAUGCUUUCUGCAUAGCAUGUAUCAGGAAUUGGCGCAGCAGUUCUCCUUCCACUGGAAUGGAUGUCAACAGCACUCUCAGGGCUUGCCCCAUAUGCCGCAAGUUAUCAUAUUUUGUUGUCCCUAGUGUAAUCUGGUUUUCAGCUCCCGAAGAGAAAAAAGAAAUUAUGGAUAACUACAGGGAAAAGCUCAGGUCAAUCGACUGUAAGCACUUCAAUUUUGGAGAUGGGAAUUGUCCGUUUGGCACCAGUUGCUUCUAUAAGCAUGCUUAUCAUGAUGGUCGUUUGGAGGAAGUGUUUCUGCGACAUCUGGAUGCAGAAGAUGGGCAGACUGUGAUAGCAAAAGAUAUAAGGUAUUGGUGCCUUCAACUUGUACCACUAGGUUCUUCUUCCAAUCGGUUUCAGCUUAUCUCUGGAUGGUUAUUUGUCUUUAUAGGUUGUCUGACUUCCUUGAGAACAUGCACAUAUGAACUAAGGCAAAGGUUUUUGUGAUAACAACUUUUCUUUUCUCUCCCUUGGUAUUUCUCAUUCAUUGUAACAAUUUGACUCGAUUUGGAAGAUUACAUCUUAGACCCCGAUGCUUUAUGACUUGUGAUAGUAGGGAAUCAUUUAUAUUAAUUCUGCAUCUCUAACAAUUAUCAGUUACUGCAAAUCAGGGCACAUGAACGUUACUGAUGUAAUGUGGGGCUAAAAAUAUAUCAAAAUCUGUUGGCUUGCUUCGCCAUCUUUCUACUA
Molecule: messenger RNA, 1551 nt
Organism: Camelina sativa (false flax)
Lineage: Eukaryota; Viridiplantae; Streptophyta; Magnoliopsida; Brassicales; Brassicaceae
Product: putative RING-type E3 ubiquitin transferase C3H69
Biological process (GO): protein polyubiquitination
Molecular function (GO): ubiquitin protein ligase activity; metal ion binding
Source: RefSeq, a predicted model, not a curated record